Gekko japonicus is the source of this 1219-nucleotide messenger RNA. Its product is annotated as protocadherin gamma-A12-like. Gene Ontology annotation, molecular function: calcium ion binding. The annotation marks the transcript as partial. The record is from RefSeq and is a predicted model, not a curated record. Gene Ontology annotation, cellular component: plasma membrane. The transcript has a single exon. NCBI's taxonomy places the organism in Eukaryota, Metazoa, Chordata, Lepidosauria, Squamata, Gekkonidae. Gene Ontology annotation, biological process: homophilic cell-cell adhesion.
GAGGUGCAUGCUGAGGACUAUGGAGGUCUGUUUGACAGGGCAAAGGUGGAGAUCACCAUUACAGAUUUGAAUGAUAAUGCACCUGAGUUAACUGUAACCUUUCUCACAAACUCCAUCAAGGAGAACUCACCAGCUGGAACUGUUAUUGCUAUUUUAAAUGUAGAAGAUCAAGAUUCAGGAAUUAAUGGUGAAGUCACAUGUUUGAUUCCCCAAAUCCUCCCUUUUCAACUUAAAAAAUCCACAGAUAACUUUUACAGUUUGGUAACAGCUGAUUCCCUUGACAGGGAGCAGAGAGAAUCAUACAAUAUCACUGUUUCUGUAACUGAUCAUGGGACACCUCCUCUUUCUACAGCCAUGGUGAUAGCACUUCACAUCAUAGAUACAAAUGACAACCCUCCACACUUUUCAAAAUCAGUCUAUUCAUCUUAUUUCAUGGAAAAUAACCAGAGAGGAGCUUCAGUCUUUUCCAUAACAGCAAAUGAUCCAGACUGGGAAGAGAAUGCCAGAAUAACUUAUUCUAUCACUAAAAAAGAUAUCAAUGAUUCCUCACUUUCUUCCUACAUUUCCAUUAAUUCUGAGACUGGGAUUAUUUAUGCCCUGCGUUCCUUUGAUUAUGAAGAGUUCCAGGAGAUUAACUUCCAGGUCAAGGCCCAAGAUGGCGGUUCCCCACCAUUCAGCUCUAGUGUCUCAGUGACUCUCUUCAUCCUGGAUCAGAAUGACAAUGCCCCAGAAAUCUUGUACCCUUCUGUCCCCACUGAUGGCUCCACUGGAGUAGAGCUGGCUCCUCGCUCCUCUGAGCCUGGAUAUCUAGUCACUAAGGUGGUGGCAGUGGAUGCAGACUCUGGCCAGAAUGGAUGGCUCUCCUAUCAGCUACUCAAGGCCACAGAGCCAGGGCUCUUCUCCAUAGGGCUCCACACUGGAGAGAUUAGGACAGCCCGUUUCUUUCUGGACAAGGAUGCUCUCAAACAAAGCCUGGUGGUUUUAGUGAAGGACAAUGGCCAGCCCCCUCUCUCUGCCUCAGUCAUGGUCACUGUGGUGCUGGCCGACAGCAUCCCUGAAAGCCUCUCUGAUAUUAGUAGCAUCUCAGCUCCUGCAGACCCCCAGUCGGACCUUACCUUCUACCUGGUGGUUGCUGUGGCUUUUGUCUCCUGCUUGUUCUUCACCUUCCUCCUUGUGUUGCUUGCCAUCAGGUUGCACAGGUGGAGAACUUCACAGUUGU